UUGAGUCUUUUGACAGCAGUAAUUUGAUGUCCACUCCGCAUUCAGACGUCAAUGUCCAUCAAUCUCCACCCCAAGUUGAAAUGGGACAAUCUAUAACCCCUAUUGCAAAAAAAUCAACUACUAAGAGAGGUCAACGGGGAAUCAACUUCACCAUAGAUGAAGACAUUAAGCUAGUGUCGGCGUGGCUCAAUGUUAGCUUAGAUGCCGUGACAUCGACGGACCAAAAACACACAACAUUUUGGGAGAGAAUUUGGUCUACCUUCCACAAUGACAAGAAAUUUAACCGCACUAAGGAUUCUUUAAAUAGUCGGUGGUCAACAAUUCAAAGGGAGACCAACAAGUUCUGUGGAUGCUUGGCCCAAAUUGAGAACCGGAAUGAAAGCGGUAAAACUGAGCAUGACAAGAUUGAAGAUGCAAAAACUAUGUAUCAAAUUAAUUGCAAAAAUGCAUUUCAAUUGGAGCAUUGUUGGAGAAUUUGAGGAAUGAAGCUAAGUGGUUGAUUCUAAGAGAUAGUUUGAAGGCCCGCACAAGACAACCAGCCACACAACCAGCCACACAAUCCUUUGCAAGCUCAAUAAAUGUAGAUGAAGAUAAUGAAGAGAUGAACUCCGGCGAAACCUUGGAGAGACCUAUAGGCAAGAAGGCCGAAAAGGAGAAAUUAAAGAAAAGAAAGAAUUGUGAUGACGUGAUCCCAACACUUUCCUCCCAAUUGGACGAAAUCAAGGAAGAAAAGAGAAGAAUGCAUGAGGAGAAAAAGGAAAGUAUGCGCAUUGCAUUAGAAGAACGAAGAGAGGCAAUGCGCAUUGCAUCCAAAGAACGAAGAGAGUUGAUUCGUAUCAAGGAAGAGAAGAAUGAAGUAGAAAAGAGGAAAAUGGAAGAUGAACUUAUGAUGAA
Messenger RNA from Quercus robur (English oak), 894 nucleotides. RefSeq names its product glutathione S-transferase T3-like. The coding region runs from base 27 to 479 and encodes 150 amino acids. Lineage: Eukaryota; Viridiplantae; Streptophyta; Magnoliopsida; Fagales; Fagaceae. The transcript is spliced from 2 exons. The record is from RefSeq and is a predicted model, not a curated record.